AUGUCUUGGCGCCAAGCUUGCCAGCUGGGGUUACCAGGUAAACAGUCUGUAACCUUUCAUAGUAACAUUGUGGUUUUAGACUUCUUAAUCAAGUAA
Cylicostephanus goldi is the source of this 96-nucleotide messenger RNA. Lineage: Eukaryota; Metazoa; Nematoda; Chromadorea; Rhabditida; Strongylidae. The record is from the annotation of a GenBank genome assembly.